UCAACCACCGUACUGGUACUGGUUGAUCGAAGCUAAGUCUCGGUCCUCCAUAUUUGAUUAAAUCAAAGUAUCGCUGAACCAUUCUAAUCUAUUUAAUAUCAGAGAAAUCUGAUGCCAUCGAGAGUUGAUUAAGGCCUGGAUCAGAUAAUUAAUGUCUAAUUAAUACUUUAGAAAACAUUUCAGCCCUAAAGAAAGACCUGCAAUAGGCAGAUUUAGUUCUUGCAUAAUGCAUGUUUAAUGAGGCAACUUAUUUAGUUUGCAUAAAAAACUAAUCUUUCAUAAUCUACAAAGACAUAUAUACGUGUAUUAUCAGGAUAAUGGUUAUAGUAUACUCAGUACAGUCUUCAUUAGAAAAGUUGGAGCAGCAAAGUAGGACAUUAAUUUAAACCAAAUUUCAUUUCAUUAAAGUACAUUCAAGUAAACAACCUAUUUUUAGUGUUUAAGGUUGAUUUAAGUUAGAGUAUUCAACAAUUUCAUUUCAUUAAAGUAGAUUCAGCUAUUAGAUUUAGGAUUUUGUAUACUAAUACCUGAAAGCUGCAAGCCUUAUUGGAUCUACAAUUACCAUGAAUUUGAAACCACUGGGCAAUACCAGGAGGUUAUUCCAAAACCUCUGGCAAAUAAAGACAGCAAAUGACAUUGGAUGGAAUUGUCAAGUUACUAGAUUUUAUUCAUUUAGCCAUAGAAUAUCAGGUAUACAGUCAAUAUUUCAUAGAAGUUUGAUAUUACCAACUGAAACAAGAAAAGAAUGUACCAACCAUUUUAAUGGAAAAUACAGACACUUUCAAAAUUCUUGUUUUCGACAGCUCCAUACAUCACAGACUGAAGUAAAACAACCCGUGAAAGCUACUCUUCAGCAAGAAGGAAAAAUUGUAGCCAUUGAUUGGAGCAAUGGUGGAUCUUCUAAGUUUCACAGCAUUUGGCUACGUCAUAAUUGUCAAUGUGGACGUUGUAUACAGGAAGGAAGUGGACAGAGAAUUUUUGACAUUUCUGAGAUCUCACAUGAACUUAAAGUACAAAGUAUAGAAGUUAAAGACACUGUUGUACAUUUCAAGUGGAGUGAUGCCAGUAAUCAUGAAGGAGAAAUAUCUCUUGACUAUUUACAGACCAACUGUUAUUCACAAUCCUCUAUAAAAAACAGAUAUUCAGCUGUUCAGAUAAAUAAACUAGCUAAGGAAAUACCAGUUGUCAACUAUAUUGAUGUGAUACAAAAGAAAAAAGAAUUGUAUAGAUGGUUACAUUUGGUAAAUGAGUAUGGUAUAUGUUUAAUGAAAGAUGUUCCAGCAGAAGAUAAAGCUCAUUUAGCACUCGCUGAUUUGAUAGGUCCUGUUCAGGAAACUAACUAUGGAAAGACGUUCGAUGUGAAAUCUGCUCCUAAUCCAGUAAAUAUAGCCUACAGUUCUGUUGGUUUAUCCCUUCAUAUGGAUUUAGUUUACAUGGAAUCUCCUCCAGGACUUCAACUGUUACAUUGUCUAAGAUUUGAUGACUGUGUUGAAGGUGGAGAGAGCACAUAUUUAGAUCUCUUUCAUAUUGUAGAGGAGUUCAGAAAAUCUCAUCCAAAAUAUUUUCAAAUUUUAUCAACAAUACCAGCGACAUUUUACAAAUGUCAUUAUGAUAGAGAAAAUCCAUUCCAUCUUGUUUAUCAGAAGCCACAUAUUGUACUAAAUCAUCAUAAACAGGUUGUCGGAUUAAAUUGGGCUCCACCAUUUGAAGGACCAUUAUUAGUAGAAGAGGAUGAUGUAUUAAUGUAUUACGAAGCCUAUGAAGAAUUAGGCAAAGCAAUCAUGAACACUGAUAAAAUGUUGACAUAUGGAAUGAAAGUUGGUGAUCUGAUGGUAUUCAAUAAUCAUAGAAUAUUACAUGGUAGAAAUGAGUUCAGGUUGAAUGGUGGAAUUAGACAUUUACAGGGAUGUUAUAUUGGUAUAGAUGACUUCAAAUGUAAAGUUCAAGUUUUAUCAAAUCAAGUUGGUGAUGGACAGCCGCCAAAACAUGUGGGAAAUCAAAGCUGGCUAUGAUUACUAUUGGACAUUAAGGGGACACUGUUGGAAAUCUCCUCCACAAAGGCUGAAAUAUGGUGUGCCGCAAGGUUCAGACCUGGGACCACUUUUGUUCACAGUAUACACACCUCUUUUAGGAGACACCAUGUAAGAAAACACAAAAUUGACUACCAGCACUGUUCAACUAGUCUCUUAUGGUCAGCGCUCUUUUAGUUAUCAAGCACCUGUUUUAUGAAAUAAUCUACUAUUUAGUUUAAGAUGUUGUACAUCUCUAUAUUCUUUUAAAAAACAACUUAAACACAUUUAUUUAAUAAGGCUUUUAACUGACUCUGUAUACAAUCCUUAACAUGUCCAUAAUCUUGAUGUUUAUUUAUGAUUACAUUGUCACUUUGUAAAGUGCCCUUGAACAUGUUAUAUGAAAGGGUGCACUAUAAAUAUGCUGUAAUAACGAUAAUAAUAUAUUUUAUUAUAUAAAACCUAUACGCUUACAUAUAAGUAUGAAUAAAGCUAUUAAUGUUGAUUUUGAGUACAGCGGUUUCUGUAUUAUAAACACAAUAAGAAUGAAUCUAUCACUGGUGAUAUUGAGUAAAGGAUUUCUGUAUAAAGAUACAAACUGUGUGAUAAGAUGAUAUACUUGGACUAAGUAUAUAUUGAAACUAAUUUUGUCUAUUAAACGUUUGCUUCAGAUCCCUUGCAAGGAAACUACCCAAGCGAUAAAAUCAGUUUUAAACAGCUUUAUUUGUCAUAUGACUUGAUUCACUGUCCAUUUACCCAUUUACCAUAAAUAGCGAAGUCUAAGUAAAUUCUUAGAUUAUUUGAUUUUAAAAACCGUUCAAAUAUAUCACCAUUACACCAUACUGUAGGCCAAAAUGGAAAUUUCUUGGAUUCUGAUUCAGAUUUAAAAGAUAAUUAGUAAAUUUCAUUUCAACUCGAGUCUGACAAUAAUGGUUGCCAUGACAAUUCUGUCACAGUCAGUGAAUAAAAAUACAACUUAUUGAACUCCCUACGUAUAACUGAUAUACGCUUUAAAAAUAUACAAGACGCGGCCUCGGCCUCUAAUGAUUUAAGCGGUAUCAAAAAAUGGACAAUAACAGUCCUCUAAAUUCUAAACAGUCGAUUUUUAUCUCCUAAAUGACGGUUGCGUUCGAAUUUCGUAAAAAAAAAGGACCGAGACUGCCCGACAAAAUGGCCACUCCCCGUACGCAAAUACGUAAAAGUAUGUAAUACACAAGGUUAUGGACCCUCUAGAGGUCACAAUUUCUAUCCGAUUUAGAUCAUACUUAUUUGUUUAUGUCCCAAAGAUCGCGGUUCCUUUCGAUAUUGUGGCCCCUGGUUUUAAGCCUUUUCCCUGUCCAUCUCUUGCAAAAUGUGGGCAUAUCUUGCAUGGCGUUGCUUGUUGGUCCCGUGGGAGUCCCAUAGUCCUAAGUGUUUCUCUUGCAAUCCAAUGUGUUUCUAGUUACAUUGAAUGUCUCUACUGUUACUUGAAAUAACUAACCGAUAAAUACAUCUCUAAUUAACUUUGAAUAGAUCUAUAAUUGUUGAUUUUUAGUAAUGCAGUUUCUGUCUAAACAUAUAGAUAUAACUAUGAAUAUAUCUAUAAUUGUUGAUUUUGAUAUUAAUAAAUCUAUACUUGGUGAUAUUGCAUGAUAGAAAUAAAUUGUGUUGUAAUCUAA
Patella vulgata (common limpet) is the source of this 3667-nucleotide messenger RNA. RefSeq names its product 2-(trimethylamino)ethylphosphonate dioxygenase. The record is from RefSeq and is a predicted model, not a curated record. Gene Ontology annotation, biological process: carnitine biosynthetic process. Gene Ontology annotation, cellular component: mitochondrion. The transcript is spliced from 15 exons. The coding region runs from base 564 to 2012 and encodes 482 amino acids. Gene Ontology annotation, molecular function: oxidoreductase activity. Lineage: Eukaryota; Metazoa; Mollusca; Gastropoda; Patellidae.